CUCCAGCUCAUCGAUCUAUUUUCAAUCCGGGCCCCGUCAACUCCUAUAUGAUAACUAGCUGAGCAUUCCCUACCCGUCCCUUUUCCUCUCCCGUGUUAAAGCAAACGCUCGUUCGAAGUUCGUCGUAUCCUUUUCCUCAUCAUCAUGGAGGAGGUCUACGUCUUCGGCGACCAGACGGCCGACUGUCGGUCGUUCUUCACCAAGGUCUUCACUAGAAAGGACGAUGUUGUUCUACAGGCCUUCCUAGAAAGAGCUGGUGAAGCCGUCAGAGUCGAAAACAAGAACCGAUCCCAUCCUUCAAAAGCAGUUCCUAGUUUCUCAACCAUCCAAGAAUUAGUCGAUCGUUAUUACAGAGGCGAUGCCAAAGAUGCCGCCAUUGAGAGCGCUCUCGUUUGUAUUUCACAGUUCACGCAUUUCAUUGGUGCUUUUGAGGAGCGAACACCUUCAUAUAUCCCUCAUAAUGCAGACGCACGUCUAGUCGGUCUAUGCACUGGCUUAAUUGCAGCUUCAGCCGUAGCCUCGGCAGAUUCAUUAACAGCAUUGCUCCCAUUGGCCGUCGAGUCCGUCCGAAUUGCCUUCAGAGCGGGUGCCCAUGUUGGAAGAGUGGCAGAGCAGAUCGAGGGCGACUCGAAAACGGGGUCAUGGUCCACCAUUGUUGCAGCGGAUGAGAAGUCUGCUCAGGCGGCUUUGGACGCGUUCCACAAGGAGAAGAACACACCACCGACGAGUAGGUUAUGGAUCAGUGCAUCUUCAGCAACCUCGGUAACCGUCAGCGGCCCUCCUUCCACCAAGGCGAGCCUUUUCGAGGACUCCGAAUUCUUCAGAACCCACAAAAACGCUCCCGUAUCAAUAUAUGCACCUUACCACGCCUCACACCUUCACUCACAGUCGGACAUCGAAAAGAUCCUGCGACCACAGACCAAGGCCAUCUUCGGCAAUACUACCGUGAGAUUUCCCGUCUGCUCCAGCGUGACAGGCCGACCGGUUGAAGCUCAGAAUGGAUACGAGCUUCUGCAAAAUGCUCUGAAAGAGGUUGUGAUUGAGCCACUGAGGUGGGACAAGGUCUUGAAGUACUGUGCUUCUGGAAAGCCUGCAGAGGCAAAGGUUUUCGCUGUGGGCCCAACCAAUCUUGCCAGCAGUGUUGUCUCGGCUCUCAAAGCGACUACUCCCAAAGUGACACUUGAAGACCAGUCUCACUGGAGCACAGUGGCUCCGGCCGGUACCCAGCACUCAAAGCGGGAAGCUGAUAUUGCGAUUGUUGGCUACUCUGGCCGUUUCCCUGAUGCUGCAGACAACGAGCUCUUCUGGCAACUCAUGGAGAAGGGUUUGGAUGUUCACCGACCAGUUCCUCCCGAUCGGUUUCCCGUUGAUUCUCACACAGACCCCACUUCGAAGAAGAAGAAUACAUCUCAUACACCAUUUGGCAAUUUCAUUGAGAAGCCCGGUCUAUUUGACGCUCGGUUCUUCAACAUGUCUCCCCGAGAGGCAGCUCAAACCGAUCCCAUGCAGAGACUGAUGCUCGCAACUGGAUAUGAAGCAAUGGAAAUGGCAGGUAUCGUUCCUGGCCGAACCCCUUCCACCAAGCACGACAGAAUUGGCACUUUUUACGGUCAGACCUCCGACGAUUGGCGUGAGGUCAAUGCAGCCCAGGAUAUCGAUACAUACUUUAUCUCUGGCGGUGUGCGUGCCUUUGGUCCUGGUCGUAUCAACUACUUUUUUAAGUUCUCUGGUCCAAGUUUCUCGGUUGACACUGCUUGCUCCUCAAGUUUUGCCGCUAUCAACGUUGCAAUCACCUCCCUGAGAGCAAACGAAUGUGACACUGCUUUUACCGGCGGUGCUAAUGUCCUGACGAACUCGGACAUUUUCUCAGGUCUAAGCAGAGGCCAUUUCUUGUCAAGAACCGGUUCUUGCAAAACCUGGGAUAACGAUGCAGAUGGUUACUGCAGAGGCGACGGUGUUGCUACUGUCAUCAUGAAGCGUCUGGACGAUGCUCUGGCUGAUCGGGACCCGAUUUUGGGUAUCGUCCGUGGCAUUGGCACCAACCACUCUGCUGAGGCCGUGUCCAUCACACAUCCUUGUGCCGAGAACCAGUCUUUCUUGUUCGACAAGGUCUUGAAAGAGUGCAAUGUUCCUUGCAACGAUGUCAACUACGUCGAAAUGCACGGCACGGGUACUCAAGCUGGUGAUGGUAUUGAAAUGGAGUCAGUCACUUCAGUCUUUGCUCCUCGCAUAAACCGCAGGCGCCCUGACCAGCCCCUGUACGUCGGUGCAGUCAAGUCUAAUAUCGGUCAUGGUGAAGCCGUCUCGGGUGUCUCUGCACUAAUCAAGGUUCUUAUGAUGCUCCAGAAGAGCAAAAUCCCGCCCCACACGGGUAUCAAAAAGCAGAUGAACGUGAAUUUUGCACCUGACUUGAAGGAGCGAAAUGUGAACAUCGCUUUCCAGACCACACCAUUCCUUCGACCUGCUGGAGGAAAGCGAACUGUGUUUAUCAACAACUUUAGUGCUGCUGGUGGUAACACAGCUAUGCUCAUGCAGGAUGGUCCUGAAGUUCCAAAGGAGCCUACACCAGAUCCACGCUCGACCCAUGUCGUCACAGUAUCUGCUAAAUCGCUUGCUGCAUUCAAGAAAACACUGGCUAGAUAUGAUGCCUAUCUUGCCAGCAAUCCUAAUGUUGGUCUUUCUGAUUUGGCCUACACCCUGACAGCCCGCAGAGCACACUACAACUACCGUGCCGCCUUCCCAGUGCAAUCGAUUGGCCAAUUGCAACAGUCCCUGAAAGCGAUUGCUGAUCAAACUCACAACCCAAUUCCUCUUGCCUCCCCACAGAUCGCCAUGGCUUUCACUGGACAAGGAUCGCAAUAUUCAGGAAUGGGCCAGAAGCUUUUCGAGACCUCCAAGCAAUUCCGCGCAGACAUUGAGGAAUUCAAUGAGAUUGCUCUCCGCCAGGGUCUCCCAUCCAUCAUGCCCCUCAUUGAUGGGUCCACCGAAGUCCAACACCUUCCUCCCACCGUUGUUCAGCUUGGGAUGUGCUGCGUUCAAAUGGCGCUGACUCGUCUGUGGGCUACCUGGGGAAUCACCCCUAGCGUUGUCAUCGGCCACUCACUUGGUGAAUAUGCUGCUCUUCAAGCUGCAGGUGUUCUUUCCGUCGCCGACACCAUCUAUCUAGUCGGCAAGCGUGCUCAAUUGCUUGAGCAGAAGUGCACUGCCGGUACACACGCCAUGCUGGCAGUCCGAUCUCCAGUUGCUGGCCUCCAAGACGUUGUUGCCAACAGCCAGGGCAAGAUCGAAAUUGCUUGCAUUAACGGUGUUUCCGACACUGUCCUUUCUGGAACCAUGGCAGACAUUGACGCUGUUGCUCAGAAAUUGGCCGACGCUGGCCAGAAGUGCACGAAACUAAAGUUGCCAUUCGCUUUCCACUCUUCUCAAGUGGACCCAAUUCUAGCAGACUUUGAGAAAUUGGCCUCCCCAAUCACCUACCACGCACCUCGCGUCCCGGUGAUAUCGCCCCUUCUCAGUGACGUUGUCAGCGUUGGAGGUGUCUUUGAUGCUUUCUACCUGAGCAGACAUUGCCGCAAGACUGUUGACUUUGUUGGUGGUCUCUCGUCAGGAAUGUCUACUGCCACCAUCAGCGAGACCACUCUCUGGCUCGAGGUCGGUGGCCAUCCUCUGUGCGCAAGCAUGAUAAAAUCGUGCUUGUCGGUCCCAACCCUGGCCACCAUGCGUCGGGAUGAGGACCCGUGGAAGAUCAUCUCUACUUCCAUGGCUGGUCUGUACACGGCUGGUAAGGCUCUCAACUGGGAUGGAUUCCACAAGGAAAACCAGUCUCUUCGUGUCUUGAAUGACGUUCCUUUCUAUGGCUACGAUGAGAAGAACUACUGGCUGCAAUACACCGGCGACUGGCUUCUCUACAAGGGUAACUACCCCAAGGCCAUCGCACCAGCACCUGCUACCGUCAGUUCGGCAGGUCCUGCCAAAGCACGAAAGUAUCUCUCGACAUCAGUUCAGGGCAUCGUCUCUGAAGAAGUUCAGGGCAAGACUGUCACGCUCGUUGCGGAGUCUGACUUCUCUCACCCCAAGUUGUUCCCAGUCGUCGCUGGCCACUUGGUCAAUGGCAGCGGCCUCUGCCCGUCGACGCUCUAUGCAGACAUGGCUUACACACUGAUCAACUAUGGUGUCGAACUCCUGUCGCCUGGCGAGAAGGUCGAUAUCAACAUUGGUACGAUGGACAACCCAGCACCUCUUCUUCUCAAGAACAUCAACCAACCAGAGUCUCAAAUUGUCCGCAUGACCAUGUCAAUUGACAUGAAAGCCCGCAAGGCCGACUUCGCCGUUACCACCAACAACGGAAAGAAGGAUGUCGUUCAUGCCAAGUGUGUCAUUCAAUUCGAGGACGCAGCAGUAUGGAAGGAAGAGUGGAACAAGACCUCCUACCUCAUCCAGUCCCGCAUCGACCUCCUGAAGCACAAAAUGGAGAAUGGCGAAGCCGACAAAGUCAGCCGACCCAUGGCCUACAAGCUCUUCGGAGCACUGGUUGACUACUCUGAUGUCUUCCAAGGCAUGCAAAGUGUGAUCUUUGAUGGCCUGGAGUUCGAAGCAACCAGCAACAUCAAGUUGCGAGCUGGACCAAACGAGGGUGAUUUCUACUUCAGCCCUUACCACAUCGACAGCGCUUGCCACCUUUCUGGCUUUACCGUCAACGCCACUGUCAACCGCAUGGAAGAGUGCUACAUCUCUCACGGAUGGUCUAGCCUUCGCUUCAUCGAGCCUCUCAAACACGACAAGCAAUACUUUGCCUACGUGAAGAUGCAGCCUGUCGCGGGAAGCAAGAUGAGGGCCGGUGAUGUCUAUGUCUUCAAUGAGAACAAGGAAGUCAUUGGCGUUGCUGGUGCUGUCCGCUUCCAGUGCAUUCCACGCAAAUUGAUGGACGUGAUGAUGCCCAAGCCCAAGGCUGUUGCUGGUGGGAAGACUACUUCCUCUGCUCCUGCAGCCAAGACUGCCGCAUCUCCAGUCGCCGCAGCACCUUCCCCUGCCGCCGCUCCAACUCCCAAGGCCAAGACACCCAAGGUGAAGGCACCCAAGGUCAAGGCUCCUGCACCCCCCAAGGCUUCCUCAGGUAGCAUCGCAGUCCGCGCUUUCGACAUCAUUGCCAAGGAAAUCGAUGUUGAUCAAUCCGAGCUUAACGACGACAUUCAAUGGGCCGAUAUGGGUGUCGACAGCUUGAUGUCUUUGACCAUCUCCGGUAAAUUCCGUGAGGAUCUCGACCUCGAGGUUGAAAGCACUCUGUUCACGGAUUAUGCCUCUGUUGGCGCCCUUCGCAAACAUCUCGGUGGCAUGUCUGCACCUGAAACAGCCACUGGCGGCGAUGCAAGCUCUGUCGAGUCCACCGACUCGGGAUCUGAGAGUGAUGAUGACACCGUCGAAUCUGGCAUCACUACUCCUGACACUGAGGACUUCCCCAGCAAAGCAGGCGAGCACGGCAAGUCCGCCGCUGUUGAGGCUGUUGCUCAGGCACCGACUGCAUCGGCCGAUGGAGGUGACAUGAUCGAGACUAUUCGGGUUGUCAUCGCCCAGGAAAUGGAGAUGGACCUUGCUGAGAUUACUGAGACUACUGAUCUCAGCAAUCUUGGUAUGGACUCUCUGAUGGCUUUGACCGUGUUGGGCAAGCUCCGUGAGGAUCAUGAAAUCGAUCUCGACCCAACCAUCCUGGCGGACAACCCAUCUUUGGGCCAUCUGCGAAAAGCACUUGGCCUUGAGAAGCAGAAGGCUGCCCCUCCUCCAGCCCCUAAGCCAGAGGUGAAGCAAAAUAUCAUUGUGGCUCCAGCUGCUCCCCCCGUUGAGGUGGUCGUUCAGAUGCCUCCAGCGACUUCCGUCUUGCUUCAGGGCAACCCAAAGACAGCCACCAAGAACCUCUUCUUGUUCCCUGAUGGAUCUGGAUCUGCCACUUCUUAUGUUUCGAUCCCGGCCAUCGAUAGCAAGAACUUGGCGGUCUAUGGUCUCAACUGUCCUUUCAUGAAAGACCCUACCAGCUACACAUGUGGCAUUGAAGGCGUCUCCAAGCUCUACAUGGAAGAAGUGAUGCGCCGACAGCCUGUUGGGCCAUAUAUCUUGGGUGGUUGGUCUGCUGGUGGAGUCGUCGCGUACGAAGUCACCCGACAAUUCGCGGACCUCCAGAAGGCCCAUCCAGACAAGAACUACCAAGUUGAGAAGCUGAUUCUGAUCGACUCGCCUUGCCCGAUCAGACUCGAGCCUCUUCCUGCACGUCUUCACCACUUCUUCGAUGAGAUUGGUCUAUUGGGAACUGGUACUGGCAAGACGCCUAAUUGGUUGUUGCCUCAUUUCGAGUACAGCAUCAAGGCCUUGACAGCAUACCGUCCAGAAUUGAAGUCGACCCGUGACUUCAAGGCACCACCGACCCUGCUCAUCUGGGCAACUGAUGGUGUCUGUGGCAAGCCUGGUGACCCAAGACCACCGCCACAAGCCGAUGACCCCAAGAGCAUGAAAUGGCUCUUGGAAAAUCGAACAGACUUUGGACCCAACGGAUGGGACAAGCUCUUGGGCGCCGAAGUCUGCAAGAUGGUCACCGUCAAUGGCAACCAUUUCACCAUGAUGAAACCACCAGUGGCCAAAGGUGUUGGUCAAUUCAUCCGUGAAUCUCUCAUCUGAAGGGAUACGGAUCGUGUAUACGCCACGUGAUAGCUGAUAGAAGGGAUGGGCGAUUGGAAUUGUGUAUGGAUAUAGACUCGGGUUUUUCACGACUUCCUUUGAUCUGAUUGCUCGGAACAAAAACAUGGUAUAUACUCAAGGGACCUUUGCUAGCGUUCUUCGCCACUGUUUGUCGUACAUGGCAUUUUCAGAAGCGUUUUUGGGACUGGGAAAUUUUCCAGAUUGUCAAUUGGAAAGCCUUGUUUUUCAAAGGCAGGCGUUGCAUGGGAUGAAUUUAUCUGGAUUGGAAUUCGGACUGGCGAGCGGGAGUGCUGUGAUAUUAUGGAUGACUGUUUAUUGUUUGUGAUUGCUUUUUCCCUACAUGUCUUUUGCUUGUUCUCUCAAGAGGCAUCAUUGAGAGACACAGCAUUCGACCACCUCAACAAUCAUUGUUACCUAUCACUAUGUCAUUCAUAGCUUUUGAGAUUCCUAAUACGUAUCAUUUUUGACAUGA
This is a messenger RNA of Exophiala oligosperma, 7156 nucleotides long. RefSeq lists its product as uncharacterized. Gene Ontology annotation, molecular function: 3-oxoacyl-[acyl-carrier-protein] synthase activity; fatty acid synthase activity; phosphopantetheine binding. Gene Ontology annotation, biological process: fatty acid biosynthetic process; secondary metabolite biosynthetic process. Bases 145 to 6663 code for a protein of 2172 amino acids. The transcript is spliced from 3 exons. Lineage: Eukaryota; Fungi; Ascomycota; Eurotiomycetes; Chaetothyriales; Herpotrichiellaceae. The record is from RefSeq and is a predicted model, not a curated record.